AUGCUCGAUUAUAUUGUCAUCGGCGCUGCAGGCCCGUCAGGACUAUGCGCGGCGAAAACAAUCCUCGAGUGCGAACCAGACGCCCAACUCAAAAUCCUUGAUGGUAACAAAUCCCUCGGUGGCGUCUGGGCCCAGGAGAACCUUUUCCCCGGCUUGAAGACCAACAACGUCCGGAACAGGAUCGAUUUCUCUGAUUUUUAUAUGGACGAUCGGUUCGGCAUCAAACCAGGCCAGCAUGUCACAGGUGAGGUCAUGCAUCAGUAUCUUCAAGAAUACGCCGAGCGAGCAGACCUGAUCAGUCGAAUAUCUCUGGGGUCAAAAGUUCUUGAAGUUUCGAGAGAUCCAUCAGGCACGGGCUGGGUCGUCAGACUCGACAGGGAAGUGGAUGGCACUUUGCAGAGCCGCAAACUCAUCGUCGCCGUCGGCGCUACCAACGUUCCGCACCGCCCGUCAAUUCGAGGCGCAGAAACUUUCAAUCGUCCCAUUAUCCAUUCCGGUGAGCUCGGUAAGCGAGGGGAUGUUCUGUCUGCGACAUCCAGUACAGAGUCAGUCGCCGUCCUUGGAGGUGGCAAGUCCGCCUACGACGCAGUCUACUUAGCAGCCUCAAAGGGCCGGACGGUUGAGUGGAUUAUUCGCAAGUCAGGAAAAGGUCCCGAAUGGAUCUUUCCAAGUCACACAUAUCUAGGACCAUUCAAAGCUCUGCGUGAACAGUUGCCGAGUCGAAGGAUCGUCUCCGUUUUCAGCCCCUGCUUGUGGAAUGAUGGCAUGCGAUAUUUGCGUGCCUUUCUACACUUCACCACACUAGGCAAGAAGAUUGCGCAGAAAUUCUGGACAAACAUCCACGUCAAGACUCUAGGCGAUUGUGGCAUGCUCAACGACGAGAAAACCAAAGUCCUAGAGCCGGAAACCGGCCCCUUUUGGUACGGGACCGCGUCUGGCGUGCUGAGCUACGACCAAGACUUCUACAGCCUUUUGAAGAGCGGUCAAGUUCGAGUGCACCGAGAGGACAUCUCGCAUUUGUCUGAAGGCCAAAUCAAUCUCCUCAAUGGCCAAGCUUUGAAUGUCGAUGUAUUGGUCACGGCCACGGGGUUUUCCGCCAAACCAACGCUACAGUUUACGCCAACCUCGAGCCAUGCCGAUCUUGGUGUACCUUCAACCUCGUUCACACAAGAACAGCAUGAAUUCUGGAGCGCCCUUAACAAAGCCGCAGAUGCCCAAAUCGCAGCUAGUUUCCCCCGUCUGCUUAUCGGGCCACACCUGUCACCAAGCUCCGACACUCCCCAGCCUGUACGACCAUACGACCCCAGUCUGUAUCCCGAGCUGAACUACACCCCAUUUCAAUUAUAUCGUGGCAUUGCGCCGCCGGGGCCGACGUCCAGAGGCGAUAAUUCGCUCGUCUUCAUCAGCAUGUUCUCGAAUCUAGCCAAUACCCCGCGGUGCGAGCUGCAGUGUCUAUGGGCAUAUGCCUAUCUCAACAAUAAGCUCGACAUUGACCGGUCCAACGUGUACAAGGACACGGCGCUGAUGAGCCGGUACGUCAGACACAGAGCGCCGUAUGGCCAUGGUCGGUUCAUCCCCGAUCUAGUGUUUGACCAGCUCCCGUACAUGGACACGUUGCUGCAGGAUCUCAAACUGAGAUAUUGGCGCAAAUCAAAUGUCUUUGCCGAGCUUUUUGCGCCUUAUACAUCCACCGAUUACAAGGGUGUGGUGAGGGAGUGGGCGUUGGCCAAUCUGCCCACAUCAAAGGCUGCGACUUCUGAGACAACGCCACUUCUGAAGUGA
Messenger RNA from Exophiala mesophila, 1782 nucleotides. RefSeq lists its product as uncharacterized. The record is from RefSeq and is a predicted model, not a curated record. The transcript has 4 exons. Bases 1 to 1782 code for a protein of 593 amino acids. Lineage: Eukaryota; Fungi; Ascomycota; Eurotiomycetes; Chaetothyriales; Herpotrichiellaceae.